GAGACUUCUAGACUUUUUCAAUGCUGCCCUCUCGAACUUUCCUCCAUUCCCCUUAAUUACUCCUCCAAGCUCCAGACCAGCUACUCCUCCAUGGUUCUAAAGCAACUUGACUUCGUGCAAAUCAAUUACACUUCUUAGAAGUAGCAGCAUUCAUUCAUUCGGUUUCUGGGCAGCUUGGUUCUAAGGCAUCACAGCACAACAUGAGCACUGUGGUGGAAGCAAUAAAUCAUCUUUUCAAUUUCCCAGAAACCCUUGACAAAUUCAUGCUCAAUUCGUCUUCCCGGGCAGGGGAAGGGGCUGGCAGUGUUGCCAAUGACAGCAGGGGAGGAGUAGGUUCCCUCCCAGCAGUUGACAUUCUUGAUUCGCCCAAGGCUUACGUCUUCUACGUGGAUGUUCCUGGCUUGUCCAAGUCUGACAUUCAGGUGACUUUGGAAGAUGAGAACACAUUGGUGAUCCGGAGUAAUGGGAAGAGGAAGCGUGAAGAUGGCGAAGAGGAAGGCUGCAAGUACAUAAGGUUGGAGAGGAGUGCACCCCCGAAGUUGUCGAGGAAGUUCAGAUUACCCGACAAUGCUAAUGCGACUGCCAUUUCUGCCAAAUGUGAAAAUGGGGUCUUGACCGUGACUGUGGAGAAGCUGCCUCCUCCGCCCAAGUCCAAGACCGUUCAAGUUGCUAUUUCCUAGGCGGUGCCUGUGUCCACAGUAACAUCAACUUGCUCCUAACGAUGGCGAUUUCUGAGUGUCUGGGCUGUACUCUUGCUCCUCCAAUGAAGUUACGAGGCCCUUUUUUUUUUUUUUUUUUUUGGGGAUUCGCUAGUUCGAUGUACUGAAUAUAAUAGCAAGCAGUAGUAAAUUUGUCUUGAACGCUUUAAAAGUGCUUUGAUUUAUCUGGACCCUUUGGAAGAGGAUUUAAGGGGCUUAUACUUGCCUCGUUUCGUAAA
Messenger RNA from Coffea eugenioides, 937 nucleotides. RefSeq names its product 17.4 kDa class III heat shock protein. Gene Ontology annotation, biological process: response to hydrogen peroxide; response to heat; response to salt stress. The coding region runs from base 201 to 680 and encodes 159 amino acids. Lineage: Eukaryota; Viridiplantae; Streptophyta; Magnoliopsida; Gentianales; Rubiaceae. The record is from RefSeq and is a predicted model, not a curated record. The transcript is spliced from 2 exons.